Stylonychia lemnae is the source of this 693-nucleotide messenger RNA. Lineage: Eukaryota; Ciliophora; Spirotrichea; Sporadotrichida; Oxytrichidae. The record is from the annotation of a GenBank genome assembly.
AUGAAAUCUGCUCUUCUCCUCUUGCUUUCAACUGUUGCUCUUACCUAGAGUGCAUCUACAAAUACUCCAAAGGAGGAUGCUGCUCACCAGCAUACUUCAAAGAAGAUCAAGUUCUAGUUGCCUAAAAACUUCUAGCACGAAGCUAAAAUCUUCAAACUAGUUUAAAAUGGAGAGAAGUUCGAUUUGUAGCAAGAAGAUGUAAGCUCAAUGAUUAAAGUGAGCAGUGACUUGAACAUGCAGUUCUCAGGACUCGGUGUCAGGACUACUCAAGGUUUCCAAUACAACGAAGCUACUGCAACAAAUUACACUGCACACAAGAACCUUGUCUUCAAGAGAGAUACCAUGAAGUGCAAAUCGUAUGAUGAAUUACUACAAAAUGGAAAAAAUGUGGCCUCCCUUAUUGAUGAAAUGAAUGAUCCUUUUAACAAUCCAGAAAUUUCAUAUGAAGGAUUCCUACCAGCUGAUUGGGACAAAGAAGAAAAAUAUCACAUUUUCACAAGAAAGGAAUUCGGGAAGAAAGUUUUCUAGCUCUAUUACUCCCCAAAAACCUCUCAACUCAGAUACUCUGUCAUGAUUCAGGAUAAUGGAAAGUACAUUAUUGAUAUGGGAGCUUCUAAAGUUAAAGAAUAAAAGUUGACAGCUAGAGAUUUCCAAAUCAAGGAGUGUUCUUAUAAAAAUGUUUUCCUCCAAUGA